AUGGUGCGGUCGGCGCGAAUACUGUCAACUCGGCCGCUCCAGGCGCUGAGCAAAGCGUGGCGGCUACCUCCGUUCGCUCCGCCUUUCACAAAACUCAUUUCUCCCUCUUCACUCCCUCAUCUACCCAUCUCCCUCCCCGGUUUCCCCUCCCCUCUUCCUCCCCGGCCCCCAGUGCGGCCGCUACAGGCGCUGAGCAAGGCGUGGCGGCUACCUCCGUUUGAGCAGUGCGACUUGCGGGCUGGUCUCACGUGCGACGCGCAGGGCAUGGUGACGCGCAUCAACCUAGCCAAUCGCAACCUCACUGGAGUCAUCCCCAAAGCGAUCUCCGCUUUUGCCAGCCUCACUAACCUCUCGCUACACGACAACCACCUGUACGGGCACCUGCCUGAUAUGGGGAGGCUGAAGCUGCUGAGAGAACUGAACCUCGGCGAGAACGCCCUGUCAGGCGGCAUCCCCGUGGAGCUCGGCAAUCUUAAGGCGCUCAUCCUCCUCAUCCUUCUUUAUUUCUGUUCCUCUCCUCCUUCCAACCCUCUCCUCCCGACCCUCUCCCACCGACCCUCUCCUUCCAAUUCCAACCUACUCCUUCUGUUCCUCUACGUCCGUCCCUCUCCAUCUGUCCAUGACUGCAGCAACCUCAACAGCAACCGCCUGGUUGGGAGCAUCCCUGAAACUCUCGGAAAGCUUUCCAAGCUGCAGCACCUGUGA
Messenger RNA from Closterium sp. NIES-65, 705 nucleotides. The record is from the annotation of a GenBank genome assembly. Lineage: Eukaryota; Viridiplantae; Streptophyta; Zygnematophyceae; Desmidiales; Closteriaceae.